CUGUGCUGGGCCCUGCCACAGCCCCGCGCUGAGGGGAGCCGAGGCCGCGCCGAGGGAGCUGCGUUGCGGGACGGGCGGCUGGGUGGGUGCUGUGGGAGAGGGGAAGCGGUGAGAUGGUUGAGGCUGAGACCCCCCGUGAGCAAACCGUCCACAGGGCUGCUGCUGCCCCCUGAGCUUCCCGCUCCGCUCCCGCGGCCCGUGCAUGGGGAACCCACCAUGGAAGUGCCUCCACCACGCAGGGGUCCGACUGCAAGCCAUGCUUACAGGAAUUCACUGGCCACAGCAGCCCUCCCAACCCCAAAAGCUUCCUCCCAUCCCUGAUUGCCGAGGAUGACACCUUCUGCACCAGCAUGGCUGCAGAAAAGGAGGAUUCGUCUUCCACAGAGAUGGAUGUCCCAGCAGCAGACUUGCACAGCAGCACGGAGGAUCUCCUCUCAGACUCCGCUCUCCAUGGCACGGACUAUUACAGAGACCUGGGCCUCCUGAGCCCGCUGCCUGCCAAAGCAGCGCCAGAGCCGGCAGCACAGCCACAACGAGCAGCUCAGGCUGUGGCUGCUGUUCAUUUCCUGGAAGAGAGCCCAGGGGCUCUCAGCACAAUGGCCGUGGACGUUGCUUUCUCCAAUCCCAUCUCCUGCUCGGUACGUUACGGCGAGGCCGACUGCCGCUUCCUGCACAAAGGCCACGCUUGCUCCUGUGCAGCGGUGCCAGAAAGUGGUACCAGCACUUCUGAGUGUCCCAUGGAGGCAGACAAAGAGCUGGACCUGCAGGAGGCUGAGGAUUCCUUCCCCACGCUGGUGAGAUCCAUGUCCACCUCUCGGAGGCACAGCUGGGAGAGCCCGUUAUCACCCGUGGAUUGCAAGCGCAGGUUCAGCCUGGAUACCACAGAGAUGAGCAGUGACCCAGAGCAGGAGGAUGUGCAGAAGGGCAGUCACUUCUUCCCACAGCCUCACGUGUCCCUUCAGCUGCCCAAAGGGGAAAGGUGGAGCAGCACUGGGGGUGGCACAGUGAUCAAAGUGGAGAUAGAGCCGCUGUGCCCCAAGCUCACUGUCAGCCCCAGCUCAGAGGAUGUGGAACACGGCAGCAACGGGAAGAGACUGAGGUCAAAGUCUGUCCCAUCAGCCUGUGAGACAGUUGCCUCUCCUCUCCCAGCCAUGGAAGGUGUUGAACCCCCUGCUCUGGAGAUGCUGGAGAAGGACCAUGUGUCCCCUGACCACGUGUUAAUUGUCCAGCAGGUACUUCAGGAGCUGAAACAGUAUCACGGGGCAAAGCAGAGAGCUUGUGUGCAAGAAGGCAGCAGUUCUUCCCAGCAGAACAUCACCUGGUUUGAGUUCCUCUCUAAUGAAAAUGAGGACGGUGGCAAGAGCGACAAAGCAGAGAAAGGCACAAAGGUGAUGCGGCGUCUGAGCUCCCUGCGGAGCCGAGUCACCGGCUCCUGGCAGAAGGAUAAGGGUAAGAACAAAGAGCUGCUAAAAGACAGAGAGAAGGAGAAAGAGACAAAGGAGCCAAAAGAGAGGUGGAAAGAGCUCAAUAGGCACCAGCUUGUGCCAGGGGUUUUCUCCAGUUGCACCAGCUGCUCACUGUGUGCCAAACCUCUUGUGAAUAAAAGUGGUCUGCAGUGCCUGAAUUGUGCAGUGAAUGUCCAUAAGAACUGCAAGAAUUUACUGGCUGAAUGCAGCAGCAUCAGACCCAAACAGAAAGAUUUGCAGCACAGACCUUCUGGAUCUCCACAAAGUUCGCCCCAGUGCAUUUCCCCAGCCGCUUCUUUGAAGGAGCAGCCCCGAAGUCUUCUCCUGGGACCGGAUGGCACCCCAGUACUCUCCCGGAAUCUCGGUAUGACUAUCACCCAAAGAGGAAAUUCUCAGUCUUCACUGAAUACUGCUGGAGCUGUUAAUAAAUUUGGACUGCUUUCAGGAGACAUGGAUGAAGGCGAUUCAGGCUUUAUCAAGUUUAAGCAAACUUCAGAGGAUGUGGUCUCACUUGCACCUUCAACAGCAGACUCCAUUUUUCUGGAAGAUGCUUAUUCUCUGUCCCUCCGAAGUGAAAUAGAAGCAGAUGCUCAUGAGUUUGAGGCAGAGUCUUGGAGUGUUGCAGUGGAACAGCCUUAUGCAAAAAGGCAAAAGAAAGAUGUUAUAAAAAGGCAAGAUGUCAUUUAUGAACUAAUGCAGACUGAAAUGCACCAUGUUAGGACACUGAAAAUAAUGCUGAAGGUAUACUCCAGAGCCAUGAGAGAGGAACUCCAGUUUCCAAAUGCAGUCAUUAACAAGCUCUUCCCCUGCGUGGAUGAGCUGCUGGAGAUGCAUGGACAAUUUCUGCUCCAGUUAAAGGAGCGACGAAAGGAGUCCUUGGAAGAAGGCAGUGACCGAAAUUAUAUCAUCCAGAACAUUGGAGACCUCUUGGUAAAACAGUUUUCAGGUGAAAAUGGGGAGAGAAUGAAAGAAAAAUAUGGUGUGUUCUGCUGUGGACACAAUGAAGCUGUCAGUCACUAUAAAGACCUGCUCCAAAGCAAUAAGAAGUUCCAAAACUUAAUAAAGAAAAUUGGCAACUGUUCCAUCGUGAGGAGACUGGGUGUUCAGGAGUGUAUCCUGCUGGUUACACAGCGCAUCACCAAAUACCCCGUCCUGGUGGAACGCAUUAUCCAGAAUACAGAAGCUGGAACUAGAGAUUAUGAAGAGCUGACCCAGGCCCUGAGUUUAAUUAAGGACACAAUCACUCAUGUGGAUGCCAUGGUAAAUGAGUGUGAGAAGGGGCAACGCCUUAAGGAGAUUAUGCAUAAAAUGGAGCUGAAAUCAUCUGGGAAAUGCAAGAAUGGUCUUUUCUUCCGGAAGGAUGACAUGGGGCAGAGGCGACUUCUGCUGGAUGGGAUGCUCUACUGGAAAGCUGCAUCAGGGCGACUCAAAGAUGUUCUGGCAGUCCUGUUAACUGAUGUUUUGUUACUCUUACAAGAAAAGGACCAAAAAUACACGUUUGCAUCAGUGGACUCUAAACCACCAGUUAUCUCGUUGCAAAAGUUGAUUGUAAGAGAGGUGGCUAAUGAGGAAAAGGCAAUGUUCUUAAUUAGUGCUUCCUUAAAAGGACCAGAAAUGUAUGAAAUUCACACAAACUCCAAAGAGGAGAGGAACUCCUGGAUGGCACACAUCCGCAGAGCUGUCGAGAGCUGCCCUGAUGAAGAAGGAGGGGCGUUUAAUGAGCCUGAAGCAGAGAGGAGGCUGGCUGAAGCCAGAGCUGCUAAGUUAAAAGAUUUUCAAGAGCGUUUGAACAUGAAAGAUGACCUGAUUAUGCAAAGUCUAACUGAGAAGCAUCAGAUUUAUCUAGAAAUGUCUGAAAUGAAUGGCUUUGAAGACCAUUCCCAAGGAUCCCGAUCUAGGCUGCUGCUUCGAGGGGAUAUCUCAGAAAAUCUCCAGGGAGAGGCAAUUCUGAAGUCUGCAGUGACAGAAGCUGAAAAUCUCCAGAACCUUAUCUUCACUCACUUAGGCAAUGCAUCCUGCCAGCCUGAAGAUGGCUCAGGACUCCCCAGGAGAGCAGAGACUUUUGAAGGAUCUGACAGUAGUCCCUCAAUUUCAAAUAAAAGUGGUAGCUUUAGGAAGAACAGUGGUGGCGACCAGAGACAGUGGGACUGGAGAGGCCCUGCAGUAAGUUCAGAUGUGCAACUCCAUGACCUCCUUUCUGAUGCAGAAGAAGGAUCUCAAAAUAGUGAUGGAACAAGGCUGGAUGACAGCAGUGGUUUUCAGACCACCAUAGAGUCUCAGCUUGUCCAAAGGAUACAAAUGCUGUUACAGUUGCUCUUCAGUCUUCAGGCAGUGAUAUCUCAGCAGGACAGCUACAUUGAGAUGCAGCGAGCCACCAUGGCCGACCGGGAGAAGCAAUACCGGCUGCAGUCUACACGGGGCAAUCUGCUGCUGGAGCAGGAGAAACAGAGGAACUUUGAAAAACAGAGAGAGGAACUGAUGAAUGUACAGAAACUUCAGAGCCAGCUGAAGCUGGAGCAGCAGCGCCUGGAACGGGAACGGAGUCGGCAGCAAAGGGAGUUUGAAAGGACAGAAGCGCGGCUGCAGGAGCGUGAAGAGGAGACGCGGCAGCUGCGGGACAAGUUGAACCAGGAGAGGGAAGAGCUGGAGAGGCAGCGAGAGGCCUAUCAGCAUGACCUGGAGAGGCUGCGGGAAGCUCAGAGAGCAGUCGAGAAAGAGAAGGAGCGUCUGGAUCAGCUAAGGAAGCUGAAGAAGCAGAACACGGUGUCAGGCACGUUUUCCCCAGAGAUGGGACAGAGCCAGAUGCUCAGUCAUUCUGUUAGCUUCAAUGGAGAAGGCACAGAACCAUCUCCCCCCAUCCUGAAAACCUCCAUGAGAGUGAGUGUCUCUGGGAUGGAUUACCUGGAACGUCCAGACUUGGUUCGUAGGGACAGCACCACCCUGGAGAAUCGGCCGGUUCUGACGCUGAAGAAUGAAGUGCCAAUACAUCUCCUGAGUGCAACUAAUCAGAUACAGAAACCAGCUGCAGUCCAGCAGCAGAUUCCUACUAAGCUGGCCACCUUCACAAAAGGGAGCAAAGAGAAAAGUGGGAAGAACAAAGCAUCUCAUAGGACAGACAGUUCAGCAUCUGUUGAUCAGAAGCAGCUGCUUCCCCCCAGGCUUCUUGGACGAGAGGAAGGUGUCCUGAGGGGCAGACGGUCAGCAAGUCCAGUCCUCCCAAGCCCCCAGAACGCUGCAUUCCAGCCAGAAUUGUAUGGCCCUACAGAUGCUCAGCCAGAAGCACUUUCAUCUGCCUCAGCGAACCUAUUUAAGCCCAAUAACGUUCACAUUCAGACCCUGGUGACCUCUCAGCCAAGUCUGUUAGAUGUGCAAGAUGAUACCAGCAAAGAAGAUGUGAUUUUCUUCUAAUUAUUUCCAUGUAAAGAUUAAUCUUCUUACAUACUGUUUCAAGAACUCAGGCCCCAGUGUUCAACAUGACAGAGACCUGACAUGGAUGUCUUUUUAUUCCUGCCCCAUUACUACUAGCAAGGACCAGACCAGGAUUACUGUUCUGCUUUGUUGGCUUCUCUGCCAUCAGCUCAGAAUAAGGGCACAGUAGUAGCAAUUUGGUUUUAAAUUCUCUGAACAUGGGAAGGUAUUGACAGAGGUGACAUGGGUAUGAAAUUGAGAGUGGUUUAAAUUGCUGCUGUGUAUUGUAAUGAGUUCUUUUCAGAGAAUGUACAGUCUUCGUGGGCUCCAUCUUGUAAAUUGUUUUAGUUGAUGUUGAACUGCCUUGAUUUUUAUGUAAAAAAAAAAGGUAAUAAUUUACUAGUAGGCCCCAAAAUAGCUGCAAAUCUUGGAGUCCAUUUUCACAGGUUGAUGUAAUGGGUUAUGCUGGUGGUGUGUUGAUAACUCAUUGACUAGCAAGCCAGUCUCCUUACAGCCAGGUGUGACAGACACUGUGAUCCCUGCUCCCAGGAGCCAGACUAGUGUCCCUGUUUCUGUAGUGAAUUCAGUGGAGCACAUGCUCAGUGGCCAGCUAUAGAGGAAGAGAAGAAGGUAAGCUUCUGAACAGAGUCUUCGUGGGUCGGGAGCUCCACCUGCCUGUGGAUGAGAAGAGCUGGAUAUGUGGGAAUAUACAACAGUGAUGAAGAGUUGGACUAAAUGCACAUUUCAUUGGCCUUCAGCUUGCACUGGGAUACCUGGCUCCUUGGAGACCCUGGGUAACUCUCUGUGUCAGUCAGAGCCAUACAGAUUCCCCAGCAAAUCUCAAGAGUUGGUUCAGAAUGAACUUAGAGACUUGGAUUUUGUUCUUUGCUGAAGACAUGGAGAAGAAGGCUUUGAAUGCAGUAAUUUAUUGUCUUGUUUAAUCCUAAAGUUUCCUGCAUCCUUUGUUUGUCUAUUAACUUGUUGGGACUUUACUCCAAGUACCAGAAGAUAUCAAAGCUGCUCUUGCUGCAGAGGCUUCUCUGCAGCACUGUGUUAGGAAUGAAGGGAAUAAAAACUCUUUAGUUUUAACUUUGUUAAUUAAUAAUGACAGGAAUACUCUUGGCUACACCUGUGGUUUGGCUGCUGAGAUCUAAACUAGCUUUGAUACCUCUUGUUAAAUGGGUCAGUUCUUAAUCAUGAAAUAGUGGUGACAUCAAGUGUUCCCCUCAAAUGGCAUUAUUUCCCUUUGUAGUAAUUUGCACAGUCCUUUUGUUGUGUCGUUUUACUUCCCUCUGUAUCUCAGUUCUUCAUGACACACAUCACCCAAGGAUGUGUAUUCCAGUAUGUGUUGAACGUGACUGGUCAGAUAACGUUGUGCACAGGAGAGAUGGUUGAGAAGGUGUUACUACAGAAUGAAUCAGUAUCUCAGACCUUAAAAUCUCAGAUUAAUGCCUUUCAGCACAGGCUUGAUCAUAGCUUUCCUCAUACCUUUAACUCUUGUUGUACAGUGAUUUUUAGCACUAGUGGAUAGAGUGGCCUGGUCAGUUCUCCAGCCAGUCACAUGGCAAUGACAUCAAAUGGCAGUGUGUCUCCUCAGUGUUUGAGCCCUAUGGGAUGUUAGUGAUGUUCUUUAUGGCAGUAACUUCACUUUCCUUCAAAGUUUUAAAGUUGUUUCAGUAGUUACAGUGCAAGACAUGAUGCAUUUUCAGCAGAAAGUACAGUUUCUUUCCAAGUGGUGAUAAUUUGGGUUGCUGUCUUCAGACAAGAAAUUGAAAAAUGCAGCUUUACUGGUCAGUGUGAGAGGGGCAAGAUAAGCUACAGAGUCCUGAGCUGGCCUUGGGGAGCAAGCACUCCUUGCUGUAACACUUCUUGGAUUUAAGGGUAUUUUCCUUUGCUGACCGGUGCUGAUAUCAACCUGAAACAGUGGCACUGAGUUCAGUGAGAGGAAACCACAAACCAUCUGGCUUGUUACCAGACUGGCAAUACUCCUCCACUCCCCAACAAGUUAUUACUAUGAAAUUAGACACACUGGAUAGCACCAAAGGUAUCAUCCUUGCAGGAUUCACAGAGGUUAUCAGUGGGUAGAUUGGCAGCAAACAGUGUGGGGAACACAGCAACUCUUGCCUUGUUGCCAUACAACGUUGGUGAUGGUUAGAACCUGCCUGUGUUCCUUUGGGGAUUCUUGAAAUUGGUGCAACUUAUCAGCCCAGCAUGUGAGAUCCAUCAGCUCUAUAGGACUGGGUUUUAUUCAGUCAGAUGAGAUGGAGACUUCAGUCAUCUCUGAUACCAGUGUAAUCCCUCCUGUAAACAUCCAGGGAAGCAGCAGGGGUGCACAGGAUGUUCUCCCCCUCGUGCUGUGCUUUGAGCCACUCCUAAUGAACACUCUGUGCCCCUAUUGCCUUAUAUGAUCAGAUUUAGGGGAGUUUUAGCCUAAAACUAAGCUGUGUUAAUGGAAUAAACCACCUCAACCAAAGAGAGAUGUCUCUGGGUGUUUGAGAACAUGGUUUGUUGAAGCAUUUACUUAAACUUUGUGCCUGUCCUGAAGUGAUGGAGAGAACAUUCUAUGGACUGAAGGAGUUUAUUUGGCCACUUUCUUCUGUGCAAUGAAUGAACUCAGAUACAGUGAUAGCCAGAAAACAAAGUCUGCCCUGAGGUCUCAUUUCUUGUAAUGUUUUAACUUAACCAUGACUGUUUUAAUGCUCAUUAUCAGCAGUGCUUCAAAUAAGUCAAGGCUGUUAGCAAGUGGACCUUGGACUGUUACAGGCUAGGCUGCUGAUUCAGCACCCCAAAAGCUCCUUGGAGUAUGUGUCUUCAAUCUGUAACUGAGAAAAUACCUUCAAAGUCAUCAUCUGUCCUCAGUACACACAGCUGCCCCUAGCUUUAUGAAGACUGUUUUCACCCUGAACACAGACUGCAUCUUCUUUUACUUGGGUCCAAAUCACUGAAGUGCCACACAAGGUAUUCAUGUGGCUUCCUGUUCAGUCCUGUGCCCAGAGUGGAGGUUUUAGAACGAGCAAAUGCUGUGAGAUCUCCUUGCUAGUGUGGAGUUUAUCUUACCCAGAGGAUGGUGAAAUUCUUUGUGGCAGGCUGAGGCAAGUGUCAGAUUUUUCUUUAAAUGAACAACAGGUCAUCUCUUCUGCAAAGCUGGAGUUUGUGAAAUUGUGAUCAAAUCACUCCAGGUGAGUGAACUAGUUUUGGACUCUUCAACUCAAAUCUGGUUCCUAGAAAAGUGACUCUUCUAGGCAAAUGAGUUUGCAAAAUACUGCUGUGUCCUGGGCUAAGUAACCUGCUGCUGAUUCUGACUCAUGUCCUCUCCAUUUGACUUCUUGAUUGCUUGAGAUAAAAGUUUCCUUUCAAAUGAUGUCUGAGGAUUAGACAGCUGAACAUUCUGUGCCUCCCAGGUGCCUUUCAGCUUCUUUCUAGGCUGGGGUGUGGAGGAAAUUGCAGCAGGAGCUUUGAACUGCCUCCUUCUUUGCUUUGUGUCACAGCUUUAAUAGCUAUUGUCACGUUUUGUCCUUUAGUAUUGUGAUGUUGCCACGUAGAGGCUGUUUCUGUGGUUCUGAUUUCCAGUUUUAACUUGUUAAAAGAUGCUUCCUCUUCCCCUUCCCAUCUGGAAGAUGAUAACUUUGUAUUUCAGGCUGAGGAGCCCUCCAUGUUCACUAGUACUGAGCACAUCUGCCCUGUGUGUGUCGUGAACGCUUCCCUAGUUUUAACCUGUGCUAUGUGUGGAUUGUAGUUGUGGCAAGUCCCACAAAUUGAGAUUCAUUUCCCAGUGUGAGGCAGAAGAAUUGGUAUUUCUAGAGAUGUUUGCUCAUCCAGGUAGUAGCAUUCCUGCAAAGGCAGGAGCAAUUGUAAGUAAUUUUGCAGACAGUUUUGUCUUUAUGAGUAAUAGUCAGAUGAUCCUGCAUACAUGGAACUUCGUGUUUGUCAUUUGCAUUUACGAUGGAAGUUGAAACUCAAACUAGGAAAGGGUUAAAAAACACAGAUUUCUGUUUUCAACUCUGCAGAAUAGGAGCUGAGGCUCCCUGGUGCUGCUCAGUGGAGUCCCCGUGUGUUGUGCCCCCCAGUGCAAGGGAAUUGAGAGCGUUUUGUUGUCUUCCCCAGCAGAUCUCACAUUCACAAGAGGAAAAACUACACCCUUCUUGACUGCAGGUUGCAUGUGUGUCUGUGCUGUCCUUGCCUCCCCUUCCUGCUGAAUAGGUAAAAGAAAAAGCCUUUUCCCCUGCUCUCUCUUUGGAGGCCAGACCCAACGUCUCUAAGCGCCGGCGGCUCUUUGUCGCCUGCCAUCGGCGUGUUCAUCAGACACCGUUUCUGUGAGCUCUGGUUCAUACCAUUUGUGCCAUGUUUAUAAAUCCUUUUUUUUUCUUUUCUUUUUUUUUUUAAUAUAUUUUUGUACUGAAAGAAAUCAGAGCACUUUAGUAAAGUUUCUUUCAAUUCCAUUUCUGUUUGUACCUGGAAGGAAACCUCUCAUGGAAGUAGAUCCUCUCGGCGUAACCACGUGCAUCUCACUCAGAGCUGUGAACUCUCUUGAUGCUCUUUAGUCUUAGGUCUGGUUUCUAGGCCCACCUUGCACUGUAAAGAUUUACUAACCAAUCAUGGUCCAUGGUUAAAUUGACCAUUUUGUUGGGGGAAGUGUUUGGGUUUGGUUUUACUUUGUUAGGCUGUAAACAUUGUAAAUAAUUCCUUUCCUGUUGAUACUGCAGUAGCAACAUCUUUGUAGUCUUUAUUUUAUUUGUAAAGUUGAUGGCUCAUGUUAAUAUUCUGUUGACUUGUGCACUCCUGAUUAACUGUAAACUUGAUCUGAUGAUGAUUUUUACAAUGAUUGCAAUGUUUCUCCACUGAAGGAUUUCAGAGCUGCAAUAGGACUGAAACCAACUUCUAGCAAUAAUAAAACACAUAAAAAUUAAA
Messenger RNA from Colius striatus (speckled mousebird), 9782 nucleotides. RefSeq names its product Rho/Rac guanine nucleotide exchange factor 18 (gene ARHGEF18). Gene Ontology annotation, molecular function: guanyl-nucleotide exchange factor activity. The record is from RefSeq and is a predicted model, not a curated record. Bases 351 to 4874 code for a protein of 1507 amino acids. The transcript has 31 exons. Gene Ontology annotation, biological process: small GTPase-mediated signal transduction. Lineage: Eukaryota; Metazoa; Chordata; Aves; Coliiformes; Coliidae.